UCCCAGGGGACCCGGUUCGAGCGAAAAAAAACCGUGGAACUAAAUGGAAUUUUGGACGUUGACAAUGUCUUCUGGCUUUACUCUACUUUUGAAACAUGUUUAACAUUCUUUGACAAGUAGUGUUGUUUUGAGGGACGAGAACGACAAGCGAAUCAUGGCGCGGAAUGGCCGCGAUUGUAGAACGUUCUACUGUCGAGAAUGGGUGUUUGAAAAAAUUCAAACUUGUGUUGAACGAAGGAAGCAACAAGAAGAUACUAAAACGAAAGGGGCUUUUAUUUUAGGAGGACCUGGCUCGGGAAAAACGACAAUUUUACGUGAACUUGUGUCUCCGACAACUAAAGAAGGUGUUCAAACGGAGUUGGCAAAGAGAGUUGUUGCUUCUCAUUUCUGCCAAGCCCAAAAUGCAAUUUCUGUUUCUGUAGCAGACUUCAUCUUAAAUCUCGCCAGGCAACUCGCUAAAGCAGAGGAGCUGAAGGCAUACGCUGCCAAAUUCAACGACCCCCAGAUUCAAAAUCACCUCAAAAGUGAACAGUGUAUUCGAAAUCCAGAUCGUUCUUUUAAAGAAGGUAUACUACUGCCUCUUAAUUCGCUUCCACCGCCUCAGGAAAUCUUCUUGGUCGUGGUGGACGCCAUCGAUGAAUCUUACCUACAUUCUUUCGAUUCCGGUGUUGCAUCUGGCAGCCGAACUGUUGCUGAGUUAAUGGCCACACACCACGAUCUACUCCCCCCUUGGCUCUUUCUGGUGGUCAGUGCAAGAAAGCAAUCGAAAACAGUCACUAGGAUGUUUACAGGAUUUCGAAAGUUCACUUUAGACGAUCUUCGGAAAGCACAUGUGGUUAAGGACAUUCAACAGUACAUUUUGAAUCGCUUAGACGACGAGCCCAGUUUAAGGAAACACUUAACCAGGGAAACGGCAGAAGCAUUUAACCAGCUUCACAUCAAAAGCAAUGGUUGUCUUCUUUAUUUGGAAAAAUUGUUGGAUGGAGUGGUCGAUGAAUUUUUCACCUUGGAUGAGACCCAGGACAUUCCAGGCACACUGUCUGGUCUGUACCUGUGGCUGUGUAAUAGGUUAUUCACAGAGGAACAAGUUGACAAGAUCAGGUCGGUCUUGAAUGUUAUUUUAGCUGCUCAAAGGCCUUUAACUGACUCUGAAAUGUUCCAUGCAGUCUGGACAAAAGACACAGAUCUAACUGUGGAAGACUUUUUGGAAACACUUGACUUGAUGUCACAUCACAUUCUCAUGGAUGACAAUGGUGUUAAAAGCAUAUCCCAUCUGUCCUUUGCUGAGUGGCUCUUGGAUGCAAAGCACUGCACGCCAAAGUUUCUUUGCAACCCAGGAGAUGGGCAUGCCAUGCUAGCAUUGCAUUACACUCAACUCUCUCAGAAACAACAGCUGGCUCAUCCACACCAACUUGCAUUCCACUUGAGCCGUGCAUCUUUUAGGGAGUUUUUCACACAAGACCACCUCGCUCUCUGGCUUCUGUGGAGUGGAACCCAAAUCUCAGACAUCCAACUCAACACAGAUGCCCUGAAUCAAGAGGUUGCCCGGCUGUUACUAAAUGCUGGUGCCAAGGUAAAUGAACUUGAAGAACAAGCUGCUUUGCUUCCCUUUGCACCAGAGACAGAAGAUUCUGUUAAAGCUCUGUUGGAGAAAGGAACAUCUGUUGAUCGUGUUGACAGUUCUGGUAGAACAUUGCUAUGCAAUGCUGCAUUCAAUGGCAGCGUUGAUGUAGUACGGCUUCUUAUUAAACAUGGAGCAAAUGUCAACUUUUCAGACACUUCAGGACAGUCUCCGCUAAUGUUAGCAUCAAGACAAGGGCAUAAUGAAAUUGUGUACCUUCUUGUGAACUGUGGUGCAUCAGUUAAUCACUGUGCCGAUGAUGGAUGCACUGCAUUGAGGGCUGCAGCCUCGGGUGGGCACACUGAUGUUGUUUCUGUUCUUUUGGAUCACUCUGCAGAAGUAGACUUGGCAGACGACGAUAAACGUACUGCAUUACGUGGUGCAUCAUGGGGUGGUCACAGCGAUGUUGUAUUACAACUACUUCAGCAUGGGGCAAACCCUAAUCUUACUGACAAAGAAGGAAGGACAGCAUUAAUUGCUGCAGCUUACAUGGGUCACAAGAAAGUUGUAGAAAUACUGCUGGAUCAUAAAGGAGAGAUAAAUCAUGCCGACAAUGAUGGAAGAACUGCUUUAGCUGUAACAGUUCUUUGUGUUUCAUCUAGUGAGAAUCAUGAGGCUGUUGUUGACCUUCUGUUAAGGCGUGGUGCACAAGUUGAUCAUCCUGAUUUUGAUGGCUUAACGCCACUAUGUGUUGCUGCUCUUGAGGGAUACUUCAAUGUUGCCAAGUUAUUAGUCAAAGCUGGGGCAGACAUGGGACACUGGGACAGAAAUGGACGGACACCUCUGUUUGCAGCAGCUGCUAAUGGUCACUGCAACAUUGUAGAUUUGUUUUUGGCAACUUCAGAAGAUAGGAAACCUGACCCUUCAACCUGGAUGUCACCAACAUUUUCAAUGUUCCGUCCAGAUCAUAGUGGUUGGGAUCCAUUGAUGGUAGCUGCCAAUCAAGGACACAAAGAUGUUGUUUGUUCUCUCCUUGCUGCAAACCUGGAUGUCAAUGCACUUGAUCCUGAUGGUAGGUCUGCACUGAUGUUAGCUGCACAGGAAGGCCAAGUUGAUGUUGUGUCAGCACUUAUUGAGUAUGGUGCACCCAUUGAACAAGCAUCUUCUGAUGGUCGCACAGCAUUGCAUUUUGCUGCUAUGGAGGGGCAUGAGGAAUGCGUACAGCAUCUUGUUAAUCUUGGUGGAGAUGUCAAUCAUCAGGACAGUCUUGGACGCACACCUCUGUUUGCUGUUUCCAUCGAGAAAAACAAACAGAUGGUUGAACUAUUGUUGGAUCUUGGAGCUUUUGUAGACAGCAAGGACAUGGAAGGACGGACACCUCUUCAAGCAGUAGCAUGGAAGGGAGCCUAUGAGCUUGUGGAGCUCUUUAGUAACAGAGGUGCAGCAAUUAAUCAUGCAGAUUGUGAAGGACGCACAGCUUUGAUGUCAGCAUCAUGGAAGGGCCAUGUUUCUGUUGUGCAGUUAUUAAUUCAAAAGGGAGCAAAAGUUGACAAAACAUCCCAGGAAGGAGCCACAGCCCUUUGUAUUGCAUCGCAAGAAGGUCACGAUGAAGUAGUGCAAAUGUUAUUAGAGCAUAAUGCAAACAUGAAUCAUGCCGACAAGCUGGGAAGAAGUCCAAUGCAAGUUGCUCAUGAAGCUGGCCAUACAAGAGUUACCAAAGUUCUGGAGGCAUUCAGCGUGAUGAGAUUGAAUGAUGGUAAUUUUACCAGCACAUUAAAGAGAAAGCUUUCGUCAGCACAAUCAGAAAGUAGCAGUACAGUCUCAAACAGCAGCCUUGCAGAAAAGCCGCAAAGAUCAGACAGUGUUUCAUCCUCAAAUAGUUCUGAAUCUCCUCCUGCCUCAAGAAAGGAACUUCUGGCACCAGGUUCAACUCAUACACUUGGACCAAAUGGAGAAAUUCUCGAAGAAAGACGUUACUCUGCUAGUUUCCGUGACGUGCACACUGUUCAGUCAAUCAAGGAGCCUUGGAAUAGGGCCUGCCCUCCAUACACAUCAGAAUUGGAUGUAGUAAACCCUCCCCCUUACACAGAGAAACCUGUAAGAACAUCUCUGGUUGAAGAUGAUGUGGUUACUGUUGCAACUAUGCCCCCUCCAUCGGGCAAACAAAAGCAGUUUAACUUGCUUCACAAAAUGAAGCAAAAAGGAAAAAGUGCAUUCACUUCCAGUGGUCAUGGAAAACAUGGAAAAGUGAUCAGCAAGCAUAAAAGUCAUGGAGAAAGACGUGGAUUUUUCUCUGGUAUAAAACAGCUUGGUGGAAGUGCGUCUGGUGCUGGUUCAUCAAAAUCCAGAGAAGGAAAACUAGGAAAUUCAAAAGGUUCAAAUGAGUCGAUGGAAACAAAAAUCUAACUUCUAUGACUGUGGGCUUUGUGCUUAGCUUUAGCUUUUUAGUAGCUACAUCUCUAAACAGAAAAAAAAUCAGGUUUAGUGUGCUUUUGACACAACAGAGCACACUUCUGCACCAACCUUUUUAUACUGGAUUUUAUUAACCCUUGGUAUUUAAAAAAAAAACAUUUUCAUGCUUAAUAUUUAAUUCUAAGUUUUUUUUACACAAAAAUCAGUGAACAUAUUCCAUUAGCAGAUCCAGGCCUUCAGAUAAGGGGAGAUGCUUGUCUGAAAUUUUUCAGACAAAGUAUGUUACAUUUUGGGUCUUCAUCUAAGGUCUGUGGGUCUCCACAAGUAGCUCUGUCAAUGGAUUCAAAUAUCAGGGCACUUUUAAUCCAAAAUAAUCCCUUGAAUGUAGUACUGGAUUUUAUCAGGGCUCUAAAGUACAUGUUUACCUUUGAGUUUUAUAGUUGAUUUGUAAUUUUUUGAGGGAAGUUCACAUUAACCCUUUCAAUUCCUAAGAUCUGAUUGUUAAUUCUCCCCUCUAGCUGAUAUAGAUUUCCUUGUAAAUUAGUGACAGGAAUUUGUUGUCAGAUCAAGAUAUCAUCUUUGUUGAGUAUUCUUUGAGUAUUCUGAUCACUUGUUUCCUGGAUAUUGUAUGAAUAUUAUAGGGAGAAGGUACAUGUUAAUCACUUAUGGGUGGUACGAAAUAGGUAGAUAAGAGCUUGAAUGCAGUUACUCCUAAGGGAAUUUUGGGUGUUGCAUUCACAGAAGUAGUCCAGAAUGUUGAGACUUCUACUUUCACUUCAUGAGACUAUUACCCCAAAAUUUAUUUUCUACCAAAAAGUGCUUGUAACUCAAGCCAGUUUUAAGUCAUCAGAGAGAAAUACUGAUUCCUCACUUAGGUUGUAUAACAAUGAAAUAUUUACUUGUCAGAGGUAUUGACUAUUUUUAACUGUUGCCAUUGUAACCAUGAAAAAGAAUAAUUAUUACAAAAGCAACAGUUAUGUUUUUUUACCAUAUAAGUAUUCUUUACAUAGAUACAGAAAGGCUUAUUUAAAAUGUGCAGUAUGCAACAUGUGAAUGAAAGGGUAAGAAACAUUUACUUAAUGUAAAGUAAUAAAUUUUUUUGCAUGUCAAGUUUACAUGAUGAUAUUGUAAUUUCCUCCUAGAAUGGUGUUUUGAAAUUCAAGUGCUGACAUAUUGUAGAAAAAUAUGAUGUUUGUAUAACAUUUUUAAGUUAGUAUAAUGCAAUAUACUUUAACGGUUAUGGAACUGCAACUAAGAAGAUAGUUGAGGUUUUAAAGCUUGUUGAAAUUUCAUCAGGGGCUGAAUGUUAUCUAAAACAGUGAAAUAAUUUGUUAAGUCGAUUAGAGUGAUGAAUUAGCUUUCAUAUGAUAACAUUAUUACAUUACAUAUAAUGAAUAAUCAUUAAAAGACUGCCUUGAAUAUGAUAAAGCCAAGAACAUUUUUGCAGGCCCUGUAGCUUAACUCUCCCUAUUUGCCAAAUAGGUUUUGAUUAAAGAGCAGCUUUUUGAA
Messenger RNA from Pocillopora verrucosa, 5482 nucleotides. RefSeq names its product ankyrin repeat domain-containing protein 50. Lineage: Eukaryota; Metazoa; Cnidaria; Anthozoa; Scleractinia; Pocilloporidae. The record is from RefSeq and is a predicted model, not a curated record. Gene Ontology annotation, cellular component: ciliary inversin compartment. Gene Ontology annotation, biological process: protein localization to ciliary inversin compartment. Gene Ontology annotation, molecular function: protein binding.